AUGUCGGUGGGCCGGCUCCCUACCGAAGCUGACGACCGGGCGUCCAAGAGGGCUAAAGGGAUGGCCACGCCCCUAAUCAGAUUCUCGAAUGAAGAUAAACUGGAAACCCUCCAACCCCACGACGAUGCCCUAGUCGUCACGCUCAGGAUUGGGGAAUAUGAUGUGAAAAGGGUGCUAGUCGAUCAGGGUAGCGCCGUGGAAGUAAUGUAUCCCGACCUGUACAAGGGGUUGAAGCUGAAACCAGAGGACCUGACAGCAUAUGACUCCCCUUUAGUGAGUUUCGAAGGAAAAACCGUCACUCCGAAAGGCAUGAUUAGGCUGCCUAUACAAACAAACUCAGACGUGGUGGAGGUGGACUUCAUAGUGGUAGAUGCAUACUCCCCCUACACCGCCAUCGUAGCCAGACCGUGGCUUCACGCCCUAGUGGCUGUGUCAUCAACCUUACACCAGAAGGUGAAGUAUCCGUCGGAAGGUCGAGUGAAAGAAGUCGGCUCAGAACUACCGCCCCAAGAGAAGGAAACACUAAUUGACUUUCUCAGACAGAAUGUGGACGUGUUUGCAUGGGAUACCUACGAGGCUCCGGGGGUCGAUCCAGAUUUCAUUUGCCAUCACCUUAAUGUUAGCUCGGCCGUAACACCUAAGAAGCAACCUCCUCAGCGACUGUCGAAAGAGCAUGCAAAUGCGGUGAGAGAGGAGGCUAUAAAAUUGAAGAAAGCAGGGGCUAUCAAGGAGGUAUUCUACCCCGAAUAG
Messenger RNA from Quercus lobata, 750 nucleotides. RefSeq lists its product as uncharacterized. Lineage: Eukaryota; Viridiplantae; Streptophyta; Magnoliopsida; Fagales; Fagaceae. The transcript is spliced from 2 exons. The coding region runs from base 1 to 750 and encodes 249 amino acids. The record is from RefSeq and is a predicted model, not a curated record.